AUGGCUUCUCGUGAUCCGGCGCGACUUCGCCAGGGACUUCAUCCUCUCACGACAACAUCAGCAGGCGGCUACAACGGUCCUCUCCAUACGCCCAUAUCUGCCGUCUCCAUGACCUCGAGCCAUUACCAUUCUGCUGCCCAAACGCCUGGCAGUAGUAUACAGCCUUAUAAUCCCCAAGAAUGGGCCCCUACACAGUCUGCCGUUGCCGAGCGUGCUGUUCAAUAUGCAGGCGAGGUUCAAGUGUCGCCGGUGCCUCCCCCGCCAUACAGUCCGCCUAGAGGUCAACAACAUCGUCCCAUAAGUACAGUCUUUGACUCUUCGCCUGCUGGAACUCCGACUCCGCCGCCUAGACUAAGCACCAUGAUGCAUCGGCCGUCUCCUGAACCGGCCAAUGCAUCUUUUCCUCCUCCCCCGGGGACGCAGGGGCGCAACGGUUCACGCGAUCGCCGCUUUCUUCCAACAUUGGGCCGUCGUAGAGAUACCGAUACCUCGAGCACUCCACCACCUCAACCUCCACCGCCUCCUCCUCAGAGCCAUCGUCAGAGUAUGAUAGUGCAAACUUCGUUUCACCAUCCCACUCCGGAAUAUGGAAUGGCUGGUGUCAUGUCGCAUGGGCCCCCAGCAGCCCGAAGAGCCGUUUCUGCUGGGGCCGUUGAGACACCCACAUCUGCUCGCUCACGAUCAACCUCUCAGUCUAGAUGGGAACCAGGCAUGCCUCUUCCACCGCCGCCUCCUGGUCCCCCUCCCCCUUCCUCAAGUAGAUCACAAAGCGUGCAGUCCAUGGAUAGGAAUACAGUUCCCAUCAUAUCUCCUCCCAUGAAGAGACGCCAACCGCCGACUGGUGUGACAAAUCUUGGGCCUGUUCCUCCAACACCUGCGGACUGGAAUGAGAAUGAAAGCCAAGCAGGGCCGUCAAAUCAGAGACGAUCACCUGGUCUCACCAUUGAUACUUCAUUAAGUUCCAGUGCACCCGUUGAGCCUGCUCUUGGCUCGUCAUCAAGUAUCAACGGUCUCAACCGACAAAAGGCGGUACGACAUGAUAAAACUAUUCUUCAGCGAAGGACUGAAAGCCGAACGAGACACAGCUUCCGUGAAUCGAUAGAUGAACGGACGCGACCAGAUUCAAUGGCGGAUAUAAUGGUACCGAAUUCCACUGAUCUGUCGCGGACGUCAAUUGGCAAAUCGACUCCCCUUAGUGAUACACUUACAUCACAAGAUUCUCGAAACUCAACCCCCAGGGCUCCAGGGUCAGGGAAGCUACCUCAAGAAGCAGAAACGCCACCUUUCUCUCCCCAUGCUUUCCAACAAGCACAGUACGGAAGCAGCUCAAAAGCGGUCGCUCCCAAAGCACUGCCUACUCCACCUCCUCGGUCUGGUUCUAUUGCAUCAGUCUCACGAAUACGGGAGUCCUCUCGGCCCCCUUCAGCCGGACUCGUAGUUUCAAAACACCUAAUCACAACACAAACUGCCGAUCAGUUUGCAGAAGGAACUAUCGAUCGAUUUCGCGAGUUUGCCAUUAAGGAGUCGAGCGCCACUACUGACGCGGACCGGGUACGCUUGUUUGCUGAUUUUGUGGUCAAUGAGUCGAGAAUCAGACGGGAAAGGUACUCAACCGCUAUUGGAGCUAUGGGCUCUGAAAUAUUUGACCUUACUCGAGAUCUUUUCCGCCCAAUGGUUUCCCAGAGGCGAGAGUCAGCUUCUUCACAAGAUCAAUGGACUCCUGGCUUGUCUGAGCCAGGUCCAUCUCGUCGAGGCUCUGUGGGCUCCAAUCUAGGAGAGAGCCCUCAGCCGACCACCAAAUCAGCCAAUGUUCCCACAUCGCCCAGCGGGAAUAACCCCCCGAACUUGAAUUGGUCUGGCAAUUACAUGCCGUCACUAUCGCCAAUCCUGAGUAUGAGCGUCAGCGAAAACUAUGAAAACGGUAGCUCUCGAGGUCGCCCUCCAAGCCGUUGGUGGGAAUCAGACUCACAAGGCGAAGCAUCCCACCUUGGAAGAUCUAAGAGAGAAUCCAAGUACAUGGGUGUGACCAAGACGCAAUGGGUUGAGGAGGAUCGACCACCUGUGGUGUAUGAAGAACAAGUCCCGUCAUCUGAAUAUCCGCCUGAAAAGACGGGCUGGCAUGAUCAGUCAGAGCCUAGUCUCACACCUCAACCAUUUGGCUUCCCUGCCACCUCAAACAUGAACUCGAGUCCAUGCUCAACUAUCAACCGCGACCACUUGGAUAUCUCUCGCCUCGUUACGAUGCCUCCUCCUUACCCGAGGCACCAUCCUGCUGUCAACAACAAACACCCUGAAUUGACUUCUAUCAGAACAGCAGUGCGAGCUCUGAGUCAACUUGAUGAAAUCACCAAGACAAGGGAGCGAUUUGCUGUUGAGAGCACCAAGCGCCGGGAACAAUUUUCCAAAGCAGCGACCGACCGUCGUCAGGCCUUGCGGGCAAACUUGCAAAACGAGAUUAACUCUGGCAGUUUGAGUUAUGCAGAUGCAGGAGCUAUUGACGCCGACGCGAAAGCCAGUGAAAUAACGAAGAAAAAGGAGCUGGAGAAAUCGGAAUACGAGUUGUUCCAGAAUCAGGUGGUAUUGCCUCUGAAUGAACUCUUGACAGGACGUAUUGCGCGCGCCACAGAGUUGUUCGACGAUCUAGCCCAACACCUGUUCGAUAACGGACAGAUCGAUGCCGACAUGCCGCAAGAAGAAGGCGAUGAUAGACCCGAGCUUCUAGAGAAGUUGACUCUACUGAAGUGGGUAUUCGAGGCGCGUGAGGGCCUGCACCGGGCUAUUUACGAUAUCCUUUCGGAUCGUAACGGCCGAUAUUGCGAGGUUGUAUUGACCCCCUACCGGCUUUCCGGAAACACCGAGAAGCUCAAGUCAGCAGAGACUUUUUUUGCGGAAGACUCGGCAAAACGCGAAUAUGCGUAUGCUCAUGAGGUUCUGGAACGAACACGAGACUUUCGAGAAGUAGUCGAAAAGGCUGUGGACCAUGGUGUUGCACUGCAGCUGUCAGCAUUCUGGGAUAUUGCACCUCCGCUUUGCGAGCUUCUGGACAACAUCCCUUCGGACCUAGACGGAUUUAAUAUUCAGAUUCCAACGUCGGAGAUUGAAGAAAAUCCGUCAUACAUUGAGCAUCCGAUGCAGUAUCUGUUCAGCCUGUUGCUUCACGCCGAGAAAAGCACAUACCAAUUCAUCGAAUCGCACACCAACCUGCUCUGUCUGCUUCACGAGGUCAAAGAGGCAGUGGUGCAUUCUAAAGGGAAGGUGCUCGAAACUCAGACCCAGGAUGAGAAGGGGAACCCAAUUCCGAAGGCCGAUAGUAAUGCGCGAGCGCAGCAGAUGAGAAAGGCAGAAGAACGCCGACUUACCGAGGAUCUGAAAGAGAAGGUCCGUCUCGUGCAAGACCAAUGGAAGAGCGCACUGGGUGAGAACAUUACUCUCGUGAAGGAGCGCCUAGGAGAAUGGUUGUUGCAGAUGGGCGGCUGGGAUGAGUCGUUAGAAGAUAGAGGCGUGGGCAGUGUUUAG
Molecule: messenger RNA, 3516 nt
Organism: Fusarium sp. VM40
Lineage: Eukaryota; Fungi; Ascomycota; Sordariomycetes; Hypocreales; Nectriaceae
Source: the annotation of a GenBank genome assembly